Molecule: messenger RNA, 1356 nt
Organism: Ophidiomyces ophidiicola
Lineage: Eukaryota; Fungi; Ascomycota; Eurotiomycetes; Onygenales; Onygenaceae
Gene: cdc16
Product: CDC16 protein
Exons: 3
Coding region: 1-1356 (451 amino acids)
Biological process (GO): activation of GTPase activity; negative regulation of septation initiation signaling
Cellular component (GO): mitotic spindle pole body
Molecular function (GO): GTPase activator activity
Source: RefSeq, a predicted model, not a curated record
AUGGCAUCCAAAUCUCAAGCCCAGUUCCAUUUCCCAGCGCUGCCAAAUGUGCCUGCGCAGCCGCAAGCACGCACUCUGCGACGCUUCCAAUCGCAUCAGAAUUUGUCAACAAAGCCUCCGCCAGUAUCGACUCCAGCCCGGCAGCUUCCCCGCCGCGACCCGAUAAGCGUUCGCGACAAAACUGACCCCGACAGCAGCAGCCAGAUCCAUACGCCGGCACCGUCCACUCCUUCACACGGCCGUCACCGCUCAAAUAGUGAUGUUACGAGCCCCACGGCAAUUCGGUCUCUGGCUUCGAAACCCCGGCCGUCAAGCAGGAAAUCUGGUUCAAUGGGAUUUCCUGGGAGAAGAUCUGGACUUGAGUUGUUGCUGAGGGACGGCCCUCCGUCGAGCGACCUUGCAGCUGGACUAGGGGAACUGAGAUACCUUAUACUAUCCAAUAGGGUUGAUGCGGAUGGCGAUGGCAUGUCUCCCCUUCGAAUAUACGUAUGGCUAACUCUCCUCAACAUUCCUCCGCUUCCCACCGAUGAAUACCUUUCCCUCGUUCACCGCGGUCGAUCCCCCGCAUACGCCAAAAUUCGCAAUGACACCUUUCGUACACUUGCUACGGACCCAUUAUUUAAAAGACGCGUUACAGAGGCUAGUCUGAUAAGACUUCUGAACGCUGUAGCGUGGAAGAUCAACGACUCCAAAAAAGGCGCGAGCAAAUCGCGAUCUUCUACCCCUUCCCAUAAUGCUCGACAUUCGAGCAAAUUAUCCACGAACACCCUCCCGUCACCGAUUUCGGAGGAUGGGCCCUCUCCCCAGCCACCCCAACAAGCGAGCACAUCUGACCCAGCCAUAUAUGUGCAAGGCAUGAAUGUGCUCUGCGCACCUUUCCUCUAUGCCUCUCGAAGUGAAGUUGAAGCCUUCGCGCUCUUCCACCACUUCAUCACCCGCGAAUGCCCAGGCUACGUUCGCGGCGCUAUGGAUGGUGUGCACAAGGGCGUAAAGCUCGUAGACAAGUGUCUCGAGAUAGUCGAACCAAAAUUAGCAACGCACCUCUUUAGCAAGGGCAUGUAUGCUGAACUAUAUGCCUUCCCAUCCGUGCUGACACUAUGCGCCUGCACGCCCCCGCUCCCAGAAGUCUUGCAUCUGUGGGACUUUCUCUUUGCGUAUGGGCCACAUUUAAACAUCUUAUGUAUUGUGGCUCAGCUGAUUAGAAUGCGAGACACGUUAUUAGCCACCACCAGUCCCAAUAAAUUACUUAGAUCCUUUCCUGCGCUUGAUGCGAAGGAAGUCAUUGGGCUUGCUGUUCUUAUCGUGAAGAAGAUUCCUGGCGAUUUAUAUGAAGAGCUUGUUCAACAUGCCAGGUAG